This is a messenger RNA of Hippoglossus stenolepis (Pacific halibut), 3206 nucleotides long. RefSeq names its product EH-domain containing 2b (gene ehd2b). The record is from RefSeq and is a predicted model, not a curated record. The transcript has 7 exons. Gene Ontology annotation, cellular component: cytoplasm; plasma membrane. Gene Ontology annotation, biological process: endosomal transport; endocytosis. Lineage: Eukaryota; Metazoa; Chordata; Actinopteri; Pleuronectiformes; Pleuronectidae. Bases 737 to 2380 code for a protein of 547 amino acids. Gene Ontology annotation, molecular function: GTP binding; calcium ion binding; protein binding.
CAGUGAGGUUAUGUCAUGUUUAUAGGAGAAAAAAACUACUCCACCCAAAUUAUUUAUUCACAACCCCCUCCUCCUCCAGCUCCACACCCUCUGACCACAGCUCAUCCCUGCCCUGAGCCCAGUGUUAGUGCUGCACACAGCGUUGCCAGGCAUCCCUGGAAGAGGAGGUGCAUUCAACUCCAAGAGAAGUUUGCCUCUGCGUAGUGUGUGUGUCUGUGUGUGUGUGUGUGUGUGUGCUCCUUCAGCAAGCAGAGUAAGGAUCCACGCCAGAUUUGGAGCUCAUCUGAAAUACAUUAAACCCUGGAGAAGAACGAUUCCUCUGUAGUCUCGCUGCCCUGACGCUCUGCUGAGGGCUCCCAUUUGCUGUCAGAGCUACACCCAUACAAGUAGCUGCAGCUCCUCCAGCAGACUUCACUGUUUUUGUGUCCUCAAGUCAAAAUAUUUUUCCACACUCCAGAGGGCAAGAGAGAGGGAGAGUGGAAGAAGUCUGAGCUUUCUCCAUAAGAACUUGGAAAUAUAAAUUGUCAGGGGAAGAUCCAGACUUCCAACGAAACCUAUCGCUCCUCUUGGCGUGUGCAGAGGAGGCUUCAAGGCCGAGGGAGCAGCAGUCGCGUAAAUACAGGAAACACCUGAAGAUUUUCCAGGGCUCAGCCAAAGGAAGUACAGCUCUGAACAGCAGUCGCAACUCUGUCAGUGAUUAUUGUAAGAGCAUCACAAUCUUAUUAGUCGAUUCAGCAUGUCACGCUGGGGGCGAAAAAAUGUGAAGAAAGCGCCGGAGGUGAUCCGCACUGUGACAGAAGGGCUCAAGUCCCUGUAUCGUAAGAAGCUGCUGCCUCUGGAGCAGUACUAUGGCUUCCAUGACUUCCACUCCCCCAGUCUGGAGGAUGCAGAUUUCGAUAACAAGCCCAUGGUGCUGGUAGUGGGUCAGUACUCCACAGGAAAGACGACAUUCAUCAAGUAUCUACUGGAGCAGGAUAUCCCCGGGAGCAGGAUCGGACCCGAGCCCACCACCGACUGCUUCACCGCCAUCAUGCAUGGUGAGGUGGAGGGGGUCAUCCCGGGGAACGCCCUCAUUGUGGACCCCAACAAACCUUUCCGUAAACUCAACCCGUUCGGAAACACCUUCCUCAACAGGUUCCAGUGCGCCCAGAUGCCCAACCAGGUCCUGGAGAGCAUCAGCAUCAUUGACUCCCCGGGGAUCCUGUCCGGGGCCAAGCAGAGAGUGAGCCGAGGUAUGGGAAGCAGAAAAGGUUAUGACUUCCCAGCCGUGCUGCGCUGGUUUGCGGAACGCGUGGACCGCAUCAUCCUGCUCUUUGAUGCCCACAAGCUGGAGAUCUCAGACGAGUUCGCCGAGGCCAUCGGCGCCCUGAAGGGCAACGAGGACAAGCUGCGUGUGGUGCUCAACAAGGCGGACAUGGUGGGCACCCAGCAGCUGAUGCGGGUGUACGGUGCUCUCAUGUGGUCCCUGGGGAAGGUGUUUAACACCCCCGAGGUCCUGCGCGUCUACAUCGGCUCCUUCUGGUCAGAGCCCCUGAUGGUCACAGACAACCGUAAGCUGUUUGAGCUGGAGGAGGAGGAUCUGUUCGCUGACAUCCAAAACCUUCCUCGUAACGCGGCUCUACGCAAGCUCAACGACCUGGUCAAGAGGGCACGUCUGGUUCGGGUCCAUGCCCACAUCAUCAGCUACCUGAAGCAGGAGAUGCCCUCUGUCUUCAGAAAAGACAAUAAAAAGAAGAAUCUGAUCUACCAGCUGCCAGUUAUUUUCUCCAAGAUCCAGCUGCAGCACAACAUUUCUGCUGGAGACUUCCCAGACUGUACUAAGAUGCAGGAGCAACUGAUGGUUCACGACUUCACCAAAUUCAAAACCUUGAAGCCCAAUCUGAUGGCCGCCUUGGACGAGCUGCUCGCCUCCGACAUCGCCACACUGAUGCCCCUCCUGCGGCAGGAGGAGCUGGAGGCAUGUGAGCAUCUAGGCGUGCAGGGUGGAGCCUUCAUGGGGACCCGCGUGGGCCCAUUCAACGAGGGCGACCCCUUCGCCGAGGAGAACGGAGAGGGGUGCGAGGGGGAGGAGGAGGAUUGGGUGGUCACCAAAGACAAGCCCAAGUACGAUGAAAUCUUCUAUAACCUUGCUCCUAACGAGGGGAAACUGAGCGGCCCCAAGGCGAAGGACUGGAUGGUGAGCUCCCGCCUGCCCAACUCGGUGCUGGGACGCAUCUGGAAGCUGUCGGACGUGGACCACGAUGGGAUGCUGGAUGAUGAAGAGUUUGCCCUGGCGAGCCACCUGAUCGAGGUCAAGCUGGAGGGCCACGGUCUUCCCCCCGAGCUCCCCAACCGCCUGAUCCCCCCCUCCAAACGCAGGCAGAAGGGCUCUGAUGCAUAGACACAAGCCCCUGAAAGAGACUAUCCUCUACUGGACGUCACAUUUCUGCAACUGUUCCUAUUCGCUCUUGUUUUUCCCCUCCAGACCAAUGUCCAAAUAGUGUAUGUGACAUGUUCACCUUUUCCUCUGAGACUGAUUUUGUCUUGUACUAUGAAACAAACUGUAUUUAAAGUGUAAGGCUUGCAUUUGGUUUACUGCAACAACAAAAAAAUAAUUGUGUAUUUGGACAUCACACGGGUCUGGUUGCUUCUUCCUCUUGGCUCUGGCAAUUUUGCUUCUUAUUAUGAACUUUAAAAAAAAAGAUAUAUCCACUUGUGUUGCUGAGCAGAAGCAGAUAAGGGCAGGCGCCCUCUAAGCGAGCAGUAUUCAACAUGUAUUUCACAGCAAAACUGCAUCCGAACCUUUUGAAUCGAACGUUCCUGCAGUAAUUGGUCUGGAGUGGCACAGUCUUGUCUCAGCGAUGAUUUGCAGGACUGGGCCACUUUCAGAUCGGCUCAUUCCACUGACGUUUUAAUCUAAAAAUGUAUUUACGAAGACUAAUUCCAAUCACAAGACUUGUUGUUUAUUCUUAUUUUCGACUCAAACUGGCAGCACACGUCUAAUAACCUGAACGCAUUUCACUUUGACGCUUUACACGCCACAGUUUUCUGCUGACUUUAUAUCUUAUUUUUUUUGUAAUUGUUGCUGUUUUGUUUGUGCAGACCUCAGUUAAAGAACACGAUGUGCUGAGAUUACAUGCUGAAUGACUGAUAUAUCACUGACUACUGUACACAGCUCCACCAAAUGUUAACUUUUAUUGUAACCAAAUAAAAAUUCUCUGACUGUG